UGGCGGAGGUGACGAGCCGGAAGCUGACCGCCGGUCAUGUCGGCCUCCCUGUUGCGGCGGGGCCUGGAGCUGCUGGAGGUGCCGGGCCGGGGAAAGGCGCCGCCGCCGGGGCUCCAGCGCGGGAGGAAUGGCCUCAAGGCGGCGGGUGCUGCCGGGCGGAGGAAGAGGGCGCCGGAGCCCGGCAGGAACGGGGCUACAGUCAAGGGCAGAGUCGUGAAGUCGGCAAUAGAGGAGUAUCAUAAGAAGAAGGCUGUCAAUCACUUGAGAGAAAAUCUGCAGUACAUGUUGAAAGGACGACUUGUUGCAAACAGAGCAGUCACGGAAAAAGUUCUUGCUCAGAACAGAGGCAGGAAGGCCAAAGAUCAGCCUCCAAAGAAGGCAGCAAAGAAGAAGCCUGAGGGCACUGUCUUUACUGAGGAAGACUUCCGUAAAUUUGAGAGGGAAUACUUUGGGAUACCAUAAACAACAUGACAGGGAUUCUCACAGCUCCAGUCUUUCUGUAGCUGAGUGCUUGGCACGCUGGACUGGCCAUUUCCUCUGUGUGUUUGAGAUGAGACAUCAGAGAUGUGCCUCUGUCAGCAAGUGCUUUAAUGUUAGGCUUGCAGAGCAGCUCUGCAUCUGUGCAGAACUUGACACUGGCCAGCUAGAGCUAUGGAGGUUCUCUUGGCUCCGAGAUACGUUGUCUUUAUAAUUAUCUCCCUCCAGCCACCAUGCCUUGCAUUCUUAAUACAGAAGGGUAGACCAAGCCAAAUAUAAGUCUUGUUGCCUUCUUCAGGAUGUAAGGCUUCUGCUACUUGUGUUAUUAGCAAGGACCAUUUAAAGUAUUGCAUCUGAAUAGAGAAGUGUUUUGGACCCACAGUAGGUACCCACAAAGGGAAGGAUGUUAAACCUGAGUAGCCUUGCAGCUUCUGUUCUUAUUACAGCCUCUGUCAGGUUUUUCAGUCAUUGUAAAAUGUUUUUAUAUGUUGUUUGAUUAAAUAAUUGUUGUAGA
Messenger RNA from Pezoporus flaviventris, 991 nucleotides. It is a transcript of the gene RPS19BP1, whose product is annotated as ribosomal protein S19 binding protein 1. Gene Ontology annotation, cellular component: nucleolus. Gene Ontology annotation, molecular function: enzyme binding. Lineage: Eukaryota; Metazoa; Chordata; Aves; Psittaciformes; Psittacidae. The transcript has 4 exons. The record is from RefSeq and is a predicted model, not a curated record. The coding region runs from base 37 to 462 and encodes 141 amino acids.